AUUAGAGUCUGCGUCAAAUACGAGUUUAUAUGCCAUUUCCAAUAUCAGCUGAUAUAGCAGUUUAUUGUAAGAGUGCUUGGUGCCAGUAGACGCAGACAACAUGACGGAACGUAGGGAGAGGCGACGUUAGAGAAGAGAAGCACGCAAACACGAAGAAGGCUCCAUAGGGAAGGAAUUAGUGAAGCACGCAGUAAAGAGUAUAUUCAUGCCUCAUCACGCAGUACCGGCCGCAGUUCAUGCCUUGGAGUAUGCGAAGCUUGGUACAAAAGUGGUUCAUCACUUCACAAAAUCUACAGAAAAUUUAAACGACAAGUCAGCUAUCCAUCCAGACGUGAGUGGUAGAUCUCUAAAUGUGUCUCCUACAUCUCUUAUGGGGGCUCCUUGUUUGGAUACGCUAUCAUCAUCGUCAAACUUACCAACAGCUACAGUCGGAAGCUGCGAUUCUCGGAGCAUGUAUGCACCAUCUACUGAUAGAACACCUAACUUGCCAUAUCCUGCUGAGUAUUCAUCAGAAUCAUAUUCUUUAACAGGAUACACUCCAUCUGCACCACCAUCUCCACAACCAAUGUAGCUAAUCUUCUAGAGAUCAGAUUAAAGUAAACGUUAAAGUAAAAUUUGUUUAUUGAAGUUUCAAUAUUUCAUUUUGCAAAUUAAUGUGGAAAUAAAAUCAGAGCAGAGAGGUCAACAUGAAUAACUGUUGUAUAAUUUGAUGGUAUUCGUAUUAUAUUUCAGCAUAAAUAUUUAUUUUUAAAAUAA
Molecule: messenger RNA, 756 nt
Organism: Homalodisca vitripennis (glassy-winged sharpshooter)
Lineage: Eukaryota; Metazoa; Arthropoda; Insecta; Hemiptera; Cicadellidae
Exons: 3
Coding region: 206-571 (121 amino acids)
Source: RefSeq, a predicted model, not a curated record